AUGGAGGAUCCCUGGAGUUCCCCCUGGGCCACGGAUACUCCGGCGCCUCCAACAAUCGACCUGCCUUCCGAGCCUCAACAAGCGCAUUAUGGCAAUUCACCCCGCAAGUCGUCCCGAUCGCCCUCGCCAUGGGGCCGAAGUAUAGAUAUCGGUGUUGAGGACUGGGGAGGGUGGAAUGAGCCAACAGGCGGCAAAGCCAGCCCAGGUUGGGGGAGCAGUCCGAAUUUAAGGCCAUUAGGGAGCGGUACCGGCGUAAUGCUAGAUCCAUGGGCGCUGGCGGUGACCGAGGAUAAGGAAGGGGGGAAGGGAUCUGACUCCGCCAUUGGUUUGGGAGACGAUGGGCGGGCUGAUGGACACGAUAACUUGACAAGGCACAUUGAGGAAAAUGGCGUCUGGGAGAAGGAGCAUAUCGAGUCGAAUCAGGAAGAUGCUGCGGUGCCGAGUCAUUCUGUAUACAUGGAACAUACGAGGUCGCUUGGCGAAAGGCAGGCAUCCAAGGUGCAAGAGUUGAAGGAAAUGUACGAUGUCAUGGCAAAGACAUCGGGUGUGGAGGCGACAAGGACAGAAACGGUGACAACAAAAGAUAGACAGGUCACUGAGGCCAAAUUUCCGGACCAUGUGGAUGAGCAGUUAAUCCCGGAUGCUCCAACACCUCCUGCGACAACAUCUACCCGUCCGAUGGACGACGACGACAUGGCCCCAGUAGCGAACAAGUGCGAAGCCGUGCUUGCUAGAGUUGCUAAUCUGAAUCCGAAGACCGAGCAGUCUAAUUCUGAAUUGCAGAUUGCGUCUGAACUUGGCGAUAGCAGGGUACCAAGCGAAGUGGUUCUUGUCCCAGAGCAAGAUGCAAAGCCGGACCGAGUGACACAACAUCACGGCUCAACCCGCCCAACCGACGAAGCAACUGAAAAUAAAACCUUGUCACAUAGUCCAAAGACAUUAAUACCGUACCUUAUCGACUUUUCUAAUCUCAAUAUUCUAUUUCCCGACACGCAAGCGGUUACCACCAUCCCCGAAGAACUUCCCGAGUCCAUCAUGAGAGAGUCAUUCGCCUCUAUAUCACAGCGGAAAGCCUGGUAUCGCAUAUCCCGGUUCGGCUCUAUACGGAAACACAACGGCGGCGACGACGACAACUACGUCAGAGUGGCGUGGAAGAAUUCAACCAUUCGCAACGACACAUUGACCACUGUCCGCCGAUGGAUGGAAGAGGACAGCAUCGGGGGAAGAGUGGUUUUAGGACGAAGGUUGGGCCACGGAGGGGGCAGCAUGUUCAAUUGGGAUUCCGAAGCACCACCCGUCGAGAUUGGUGAGUUGUUGGCCAGGAAAAAGCAGAAGCCAAAAGGACAUGCUCGACAAUUUUCAGCUACCUUAGCGGGGACUGUCACGUCGCCGACAAUUGCAUCGUUUGGAUGGAGCAGCAGUGUGCCAUCGUCGCCCGCAACAGAGAGGAUUUCUUCCGACUGGCAUGCGAAGACGUCUCGACUGUCUGAGAUGACAGAGAGGGACGAGGCGGAGGAGAAGCGAGUAUCAGCUGACAUGCCCGGAGCUCACCAAAGUGCGAAACCAUCAACAGCCCAGGUACCGUCUGUCUUGGCACCAACCCCUGUAUCGCAGGACGAAGAUGACGAGUGGGGGGAUAUGGUGUCUUCUCCAACUUUGGAAUCUACUGCUGCGUUUGAUACAGCCUCUCAUAUCGAGGCGGCAUCCCCCCCGACCCCGAAACGCGGCGCGGACGCGUCCAUUUUGAAAGCGAGUGAACCGGUGCAUGCUUCAAAUGCCCUGACAGAGGAACUAGACCCCUGGGGAGGCUUGGAGUUUGUUGGCGGCACUUCGACAUGGCAAACUUUACAGCCCAUGUCAUUGACACAAGAAGACACUGCAGCGUUAUUAACUGCACCCGAAAACGCCUCUAUGCCAGCCCACCUUGGACAACCUAGAGAACAUGAAUCCAUUCGCACAUCAUGGCAGUUUUCAAGUUGCUCAUCUUCAAGACCAACGAGCAUUGAAUUUGCGCCUUUGAGCUCCCAAGACGACGAGGCAGUGACCACGAUUCUGGCUGGACUGCCAGACUUGUCAUAUAUGAUGAGAUAA
Metarhizium acridum CQMa 102 is the source of this 2091-nucleotide messenger RNA. RefSeq lists its product as uncharacterized. The record is from RefSeq and is a predicted model, not a curated record. NCBI's taxonomy places the organism in Eukaryota, Fungi, Ascomycota, Sordariomycetes, Hypocreales, Clavicipitaceae.